CAAGACAAAUCUAGUCUUUAUUCCAAUAAAACUCGACGCCGAAAAAAUGUACGAAUACACACACACCUUUGCAAUUGCAAUUGAACUGAAAACAGAUCUAGACUUGAAAAGGACAGCACAGUAAUUUUAUCUAAUAUUCCCUUUAUUCUUUAUAUACCCAAAUGAUAAUUCCCCUUUUUUGAUGUCAUUCUUCUGUUUACUUUGAGUUUUUAUCAUUUUCACUCCGGCCAUGGAUGAUGACUCUAGCUCGUCAAGUCAGUCUUGUGAAAGAAAUGAAACAGUGAGAUCAAGGUGGAAUCCGAAGCCGGAACAAAUCGUAAUACUUGAAUCCAUUUUUAAUAGUGGGAUGGUAAAUCCUCGAAAAGACGAGACAGUUAGAAUCAGGAAAAUGUUGGAGCAAUUUGGGGCGGUUGGAGAUGCAAAUGUGUUUUACUGGUUUCAGAAUCGGCGGUCAAGGUCUCGCCGUCGUCAAAGACAAAUUCAGGCGAGUCUUAGUGCUGUUAGUAACAGUAAUGAAGAACAAUCUGCAAGGUCUAGUGAUGGCGGUGCAAUUCAGUUUCAGACUAAUUUUGUCCCCUCCUCUGUUUCUUCUUCUUCUUCUUCUUCGCUUGGAGGUGGUGUGGGAAAUGCAAAUGAUGGCCUCUUCCUCUUUUCGGGUCCAAUGGGAAUUGAUCAAAACUCUUCAAUCACCUCAAUUUUGUGCUCAGCGACAGACAAUUCUAACUUGAAUUGCUCUUCCUCAGGGUUUAUCACAGUUUUUAUAAAUGGAGUAGCAGCACAGGUGCCCAGAGGGCCACUUGACAUGAAGGCUAUGUUUGGCCCCGAAGACUUAGUCUUGUAUCAUUCCUCUGGGGUGCCACUCCCAGUUAAUGAAUAUGGUUUUGUUGUUCAGAGUUUGCAGCAUGGUGAAAGCUACUUCCUGGUAAGCUCUCAUCAACUUCCACAGGUAGCGGGUGGAAGGGUGUCGAAUAAAAACAUGAAUUAGUAUACCUUCCAAGCUGGCCUAGACACCUUGCUUAUAUAAAAAAAAAUGUAUAUGUUGAUGUUUGUUGUCGAUUGAUUUCUCAUAUUCUCUUUUAAGGCUUGUCCAUGCAUUUUACUAUACACACGUAACGUUAUAUAUACUGUAAUGAUUCUUGUUAAGUCACAAUCUAUUACAACUCUUAUUGGACAAUGUAGUUGAGACAUGAAGCAUAACAUGUUACCCCUAAUGGGCAUUUCAAGAAGCAAACUGAUAUCCGUGUGAAGACCUGGUUCAAUCAAACAGCACGCAAGCAGAGAGGAAUUGCAAGGCAAGAGAUGGCUGUGAAGAUCCCCCAACAACUGUUGGAGCUCUCCACCCUGUUAUCCAUGGUCAGACACUCAAAUACAACAUGGAAGUUAAGGUCUGGUAUAGGAUUUUUCUUGAGGAACUUCAGGCUGCAGGCAUAUCCCUAAGAAACUGGCAUCAACAAUUGGUAUCGUUGUUGAUCAUUGUUGCAGGAAUCGUUCACUUGAGGAGCUUCAAGCUGAUGUCUUGAGGACCUACAGGGCCAAGUUUAUUAGUUGUCUUAAUCAAGGUUGGUGUGUCUGCCCCCGAGGAAUUGGCUACAGCAACACAAGUUGAUGCCUACAUGCCUGUUGCGCGUGACAAGCCAUCUGUAGAUCUUGUCAAGGUUAUUGAAGAGAUGAAGUCAUUCAAUGCCUCUACGUGUGGAGCAGAUGAAUGCGCGUCACAUUGGUGCUAAGAGCGAUACCCUCAAAUUGCAAUUCCUUUUUGUUGUUCUAAUAAUAACAUGCUCUAGUCUAAGAACAAAGCACAGAAGCGCUCACAGCUGAUUUGGAUGUUUUCAAUCAGAAAGAUAUUGACAGAAGAGCUUGUAUACAAGUAGAGGCCGUGUCAAAUAUUAAGAGAAUUGAAAAGAACAUAUAUGCUAAUGAGAUUUAGCAUAUUUAUUCAAAAUCUCUCUUAUUAAUAUUGUUGUUAUCAUUAAAUUUUAUUAUUUCGUAGAGGUUUAUUUCUAUUUAGAGAAAACAAUAUCGAUGAUAAAGUUGAACAUAAUAUAAUAAUUUUAGAACCGUGUAAGAAAACAUUUAUUGCAUUUUAGAGAUCCUGAUAAUUUUUUGUGCAGAGAAUUUGGAUGUAAUAAAAAAAAAGAGAAAAUGCAAAAAU
Molecule: messenger RNA, 2152 nt
Organism: Solanum pennellii
Lineage: Eukaryota; Viridiplantae; Streptophyta; Magnoliopsida; Solanales; Solanaceae
Product: WUSCHEL-related homeobox 11
Exons: 5
Coding region: 230-985 (251 amino acids)
Biological process (GO): adventitious root development
Molecular function (GO): DNA binding; DNA-binding transcription factor activity
Source: RefSeq, a predicted model, not a curated record